AUGGCCACUUGUGCCGCAUGCUACAGUUCGGACCAUCUAGUGGAUAGUUUUCCAGACCUACAAGCAUUUCAUGAGUCUAUAUUUGAGAAGGCUAAUGCUUUGUAUCAUAAACAAGAGAACAACCCUUAUUCUCAGACCUACAACCCAGGGUGGAAGAAUCACCCUAAUUUUUCAUGGUCUAAAGGGGCCGUACAAGGGGGUACAACGAUGCUUGCCUCAAAUCGCAAUGAGAAUCCUCAUGAUCAUGUGAAUGUUGUCACUACUCUUCGUAGUGGUAAAGUUAUUGAGAAAAAUAUAGGUGUAUCACAGUCAGUCGAGUCUAAGUCAGACUCACCGGUGCAUACAACUCCACAUAAAACAUCCGGUGUGGAGAAGGAAUCUGAGCAUGAUAGUGACUCUAAGAAUUACACUGAUGUUAAUGUUCCUGCACCGUCUCAUGUACCUGUUUCUCCAUUUCCUCAAACAUUGGUGCAACAGAAGAAAAGUAACCAAUACAACGAGAUAUUGGAAAUGUUCAAACGAGUAAACAUAAACAUUCCAUUUCUCGAAGCAAUCAGGCAGAUACCUACCUAUGCUAAGUUUUUGAACGAUCUUUGCACACAAAAGAGAAAGCUCCAUGUGCACAAACGUGCUUUUCUCACUGAGCAGGUAAGUUCCAUAAUUCAAAACAACAUCCCAACUAAGUUUAGGGACCCAGGUUGUCCAAUAAUACCGUGCACCAUAGGUGACCAUGAGGUCGAAAAUGCUUUACUAGACUUAGGAGCAAGUGUAAAUCUAUUGCCAUACUCUGUGUAUGUGCAAUUAGGACUUGGGGAGAUGAAACCCACUCUUGUUACGCUACAAUUAGCGAACAGAUCUGUAAAAAUCCCUCGUGAUACUCAACCUGUGCAAAACCCAGAUAAUCACAUUCCUGUCAUUUUAGGACGUCCUUUCCUGGAGACGUCCACUGCCAUCAUAAAUUGUCGUAAUGGAGUGUUGAAAUUUUCUUUUGGUAACAUGAUUGUAGAACUGAAUGCUUUUAACAUUAGUCAACAGCCCAUAGAUUGUGAUGAUACUGAAUUGCAUGAGAUUAACAUGAUUGAGAGUCUGAUUCAAGACUCGUUGCCUGACAUCUUAUCUGUGGAUCCUUUGCAAACUGCAGUGGAACCACUUCCACUCUCUGAUUCCAAAUCUGCCCCAUCUCUUGUCGAACCACCUAAACUUGAUUUGAAACCAUUUCCCGAUACUUUGAAAUAUGCUUUCUUAGGUUCUUCUGAGACGUUGCUUGUUAUUAUUGCAUCAUGUUUAGACACAAAACAGGAAAUCCAACUUUUAGAAGUUCUUAAAGAACAUAAAGAGGCCUUAGGCUGGACCAUCUAA
This is a messenger RNA of Papaver somniferum (opium poppy), 1359 nucleotides long. RefSeq lists its product as uncharacterized. The transcript has 4 exons. The coding region runs from base 1 to 1359 and encodes 452 amino acids. The record is from RefSeq and is a predicted model, not a curated record. NCBI's taxonomy places the organism in Eukaryota, Viridiplantae, Streptophyta, Magnoliopsida, Ranunculales, Papaveraceae.